Doryrhamphus excisus (bluestripe pipefish) is the source of this 2287-nucleotide messenger RNA. RefSeq names its product SPRY domain-containing SOCS box protein 4-like. Gene Ontology annotation, biological process: intracellular signal transduction; proteasome-mediated ubiquitin-dependent protein catabolic process. The record is from RefSeq and is a predicted model, not a curated record. Lineage: Eukaryota; Metazoa; Chordata; Actinopteri; Syngnathiformes; Syngnathidae. Gene Ontology annotation, cellular component: SCF ubiquitin ligase complex. Gene Ontology annotation, molecular function: protein binding.
AUUGUAAAGUUUCCGGACGUCAAGCGUGUGCCGAUUCCAGCUAACUUCCCAACAGUCACCUUGUGGUGAUCCCCAACCUGCAGCCAAUCAGCGGCAGCGAGGGACACAUGGACGCUGAUAAUAUUUCCACGGAAGCAGGCUAAGGCUACGGAGAACAAAGAACGCCGUUUGAUUAUCUCGUAAUCUUCCUUUGAGGUUAGCAGGCAUGUGUUCAAGCACCGUUGACUUUAUUUUUAAACUUAGUGGUUAUUAACGGGGGCGUGUUGCGACUUGUUGGUUUUGUUGAGCAACCGGGGAAACUCGUCGGUGUGUUGUGGCCACUUUCUCCGAGCCGGAGGGCAACGGCGACUCAUGGAGUCACAUUGUCCCUGGUAGAAGAGUGUAUGUGUUCUCCUGCAUCUUUGCACACCAGGGCCUCAUUAGCGCCCAUGAGUUAACGCCAGGAUUCCCCACGUACUCAUUAGGCUCUUUUGUCCACCCCUUUCCCCGCCCUCUCUCCCCCGACCCCCUUAAAAGACCUCAGUAUGGGCCAAAAGAUCUCUGUGAGCAUCAAGUCGGUGGACGUACACGGCGAGCCCCCCUACCAACCAGUGCAACGAGAACUACGAGGCCCGGAUUUCUGCCGGCCACCAAGAUUGGACUUACUGCUGGACAUGCCUCUGGCCAGUCCCGAGACUCAGCUCUGCCACGCCUGGAACCCCGAUGACCGGUCCCUCAACGUUUUCGUCAAAGAGGACGACAAGCUGACCUUCCACAGGCACCCAGUGGCGCAGAGCACGGACUGUAUCCGAGGAAAAGCAGGCUACACCAGGGGCCUCCACGUUUGGAGGAUUCAUUGGCCAGCCAGACAGAGGGGCACCCACGCCGUGGUGGGCGUGGCCACCACCGAAGCCCCGUUACACUCGGUGGGCUACACUGCUUUAGUAGGCUCGGAUUCAGAAUCCUGGGGCUGGGACCUAGGUCGGAACAGACUAUACCAUGACGGAAAGACUCAAGCGGCACCUUCGACGGCACCCACGUACCCGUGUUUCCUGGAACCAGAUGAGUCCUUCGUGCUCCCGGACUCCCUGACCGUAAUACUUGAUAUGGAUGAGGGAACGCUGAGCUUCAUGGUUGAUGGACAGUAUCUGGGAGUGGCGUUCCGGGGUUUAAAAGGCAAGCGGCUGUAUCCCAUCGUCAGUGCUGUGUGGGGACACUGUGAGGUCACCAUUCGCUACAUCAACGGACUGGAUCCGGAGCCCCUCCCCCUCAUGGAUCUAUGUAGAAGAGUGGCUCGACUGGCUCUCGGCCGGGAACGCAUCCAUCACAUCGAAACGCUCCCGCUGCCUCAGACUCUCAAGAAGUACCUCCAGUACCAGUGAGUGACUGUGACGCCGACACCCACACAUGUGAGGAACAUUUUUAUUGUACCCCGACGCCCCUCGUUCCCCCCUUCAGACUGAAUCUAUGAAAAACAGCAGAGAUCUGCUGAGGAUCCACCAAGGCCUUGGACUUUAUUUACAUGUUCAAGAUGAAGAUGAUGCUCCAAUUUAGUUUUUCCUUUCCUGUUUUUAAGGGCUUCUGUCUUUUUCUCCUUCCGAGUUUAUGAAUGCAAAAAAAAAUCCACCAGCCGUCGCUCAUCAGACGCAUGAAUGAAACGAGCACACCUUAAUAAGAUUGUUGCUUUAGGCUACACUUUAUUCUUGCAUAUGUUCUGCACAGACCGUGGAGGCAUCAAUAACUGGAAACAUCUUACUGGUUUUGUAGACAAUCCAUACGCGCCCACAAGACUCGCUCUCACACGGCUUUUGGCCCUAUUGAGUCAUGUGUGAACACUGGUACAGACAAUUCCUGGAUGACAGAAACACAUUUUAUCGAUGUAGACGUAAUCCUGCCUCUUUUGGAUCGUUUAAGUCGUUUAAGUCAUCCAUGUCUUUGUCUUCCCGACUUGAACACACUUUGCUUUCACAUUUGAAUGUUUCUCCGUAGAAGCAAACCUCCAGUCCACUUGAUGAACCUAAAGGACUCUGACACUGAGUGUUAAUGUGCACGCUUGAAGGCAUCACUCAUAGGAAACACACAAACGGCACCUGACCUGACUUCUGAAAGACAUUUUUAUCUUCAUCACUUUUAAACGCUGCUUGUCUACUUUUCCUUGGAAUCGCCUUUGUGGCUCUUUAGCCACAAUUUCUCUUUUUAAAUGUUUUUUUUUUCUACAUAUUGGUCUGCAGGGACGUCUCGCAGCUAAUGUGAGAAUUUUAUGCCAUUUAGGAUUUUUUCAAAUGUCAAUGAGAAUAAACUUGGCUAA